AUGUGGCAGCUUUUAGUAGCAGCAUGCUGGAUGCUUCCUCUUGGAUCUAUGUAUGGUUGUGAUAAGAAAGGAAACAACACAAACCCUGAAGCUAAUAUGAAUAUUAGCCAGAUUAUUUCUUACUGGGGUUAUCCUUAUGAAGAGUAUGAUGUUACAACAAAAGAUGGUUAUAUCCUUGGAAUUUAUAGGAUUCCAGAUGGAAGAGGAUGCCCAGGGAGGACAGCUCCAAAGCCUGCUGUGUAUUUGCAGCAUGGCUUAAUUGCAUCUGCCAGUAACUGGAUUUGCAACCUGCCCAACAACAGCCUGGCUUUCCUUCUGGCAGAUAGUGGCUAUGAUGUGUGGUUGGGGAACAGCCGAGGAAACACUUGGUCCAGAAAACACCUUAAAUUGUCGCCCGAAUCACCAGAAUACUGGGCCUUCAGUUUGGAUGAGAUGGCUAAAUAUGACCUUCCAGCCACAAUCAGUUUUAUCAUAGAGAAAACAGGACAGAAGCGACUCUACUACGUGGGUCACUCACAAGGCACCACCAUAGCUUUUAUAGCAUUUUCUACAAACCCAGAACUGGCUAAAAGGAUUAAGAUAUUUUUUGCAUUGGCUCCAGUUGUCACACUGAAAUACACCCGAAGUCCUAUGAAAAAACUAACAUUUCUUUCCAGGCAAGUAGUCAAGGUGUUGUUUGGUGACAAAAUGUUCCACCCUCAUACAUUGUUUGACAAAUUCAUUGCCACCAAAGUGUGCAGUCGGAAGCUAUUCUGUCGUAUUUGCAGCAACUUCCUAUUUACUCUGAGUGGAUUUGAUCCACAAAACUUAAAUAUGAGUCGCUUGGAUGUUUACUUGUCACACAAUCCUGCCGGAACAUCUGUUCAGAAUAUGCUGCACUGGGCCCAGGCUGCUAAUUCUGGUCGCCUCCAAGCUUUUGAUUGGGGAAACUCUGAUCAGAACAUGAUGCACUUUCACCAGCUUACACCUCCUUUAUACAACAUUACUAAGGUGGAAGUUCCAACAGCAAUAUGGAAUGGUGGACAGGACAUUGUGGCUGAUCCCAAGGAUGUCAAAAAUUUACUUCCUCAAAUUGCCAACCUUAUUUAUUACAAGCUGAUUCCACACUACAAUCAUGUGGAUUUUUACCUUGGAGAGGAUGCACCUCAGGAAAUUUAUCAAGACCUAAUUAGAUUGAUGGAGGCAUAUUUACAAAAUUAA
Messenger RNA from Piliocolobus tephrosceles (Ugandan red Colobus), 1200 nucleotides. RefSeq names its product lipase family member K (gene LIPK). NCBI's taxonomy places the organism in Eukaryota, Metazoa, Chordata, Mammalia, Primates, Cercopithecidae. The record is from RefSeq and is a predicted model, not a curated record. The transcript has 9 exons. Gene Ontology annotation, molecular function: hydrolase activity, acting on ester bonds. Bases 1 to 1200 code for a protein of 399 amino acids.